GACGUUCCAAAGUGUUUUAACUCAGAAAACAAAAACAAAUCCUUCCAAAAUGUUCAAAUACGUUAUCGUCGUCCUGGCCCUGAUUGCCGCCGUCCUUGCCGUGCCAAAGCCCCAGACCUUCUUCUAUCCAGGAGUGUCGACCUACAGCAGCAACUACGUCCAGCCUGCUGUCUACUCCUCAUCUGGAUAUGUGCCCAGUGCCUACUCUUCCGGCUAUGUUGCUCCUGCUGCUGCCAGCUACUCGACCUACGGCGCUUAUCCCACCGCCUACUCUUAUCUGUAGACGAAUUUAGAAUUUGAAACUCAACAAAGCGAUGGAAAAAAAACUCUCUGCUGGUACAAGAAGCUUAAUUUCGGAUUCGGAAACUAGGACUGCACUUAAAAAAAAAAGACAAAUAAAUAAAUAUAAAA
Messenger RNA from Uranotaenia lowii, 411 nucleotides. RefSeq lists its product as uncharacterized. Bases 50 to 283 code for a protein of 77 amino acids. The record is from RefSeq and is a predicted model, not a curated record. NCBI's taxonomy places the organism in Eukaryota, Metazoa, Arthropoda, Insecta, Diptera, Culicidae. The transcript is spliced from 2 exons.